Messenger RNA from Penicillium canescens, 2415 nucleotides. RefSeq names its product Sip5p (gene sip5). Bases 1 to 2415 code for a protein of 804 amino acids. NCBI's taxonomy places the organism in Eukaryota, Fungi, Ascomycota, Eurotiomycetes, Eurotiales, Aspergillaceae. Gene Ontology annotation, cellular component: cytoplasm. The record is from RefSeq and is a predicted model, not a curated record. The transcript is spliced from 2 exons.
AUGGGUAACUCCCAGACAAAGGAGUCACGCUCCGCGGUCCCAUCCCGUCGCCGAAGUCAUCAAUGGUCCCCCGGCACUUCCGAGGCCUCAAGUCGUCCAUAUCAAGGGUCUCGGUCGGCAAGAGGAAGUCGGCCGGACCUGUCGAUCUUGGGGAUCGGGAGCAGUCAUGAUCGAGAUGUGGCCACACUAGAGCAUCGACGGGAAACAAAACAAGAGCGUGAGGCCCGCCGCCUCGAGAAGGAACGGGUGGCCCGUCUCAAGGAACGAGAGCGCAGUAUGAAGGAGGAGCAUGUCGAUGGAGGCUAUCUGGUGACACAGGGUGUGUACGUUGGGACAGAAGACUUCAACAAGGCAGUGGUGCGCCAACUAAUGAUUGAACGCCGAUUAGCUCCCUUCUGGAGGGGCCUCAACGACUUCUCGGAGUCAUGGGCGGAGCAUCAACUCAUGGCAGCUGCCCGAGGCAUGCCCAUCCCUCCGCCCGAUGAGAUCCCGCCCGAGCUAGAGUACACCCUACCCAAGGCUGCGGACAAGUCGCCUGCCGAUGCGACGAAUAUCCAGCACCUAAUGGUGCCGAUCACAUCCAGGUCGCAAUCCUAUAAUUCAGACCAUUCGCAACCUUCCAACCCCGCUCAGUCAUUACCCACCGCCUCCCCGAUUGCAUCAGGGACGUCGACCUCUCCUCUCUUCCGAACGAGGGCGAAGACUCUGGCUGCUCUGACUACAUCCUCCAAACAUAACUCACAGACAGAUCUCACUCCUCGAGAGCUGCAACUCCCCAAGGAUCCGUUUGUUAACGGACAGCCGAUCGAAGUCAACUUGUACAAAGACGCAAGCGAAUGUCCUAUCUGUUUCCUCUACUACCCGCCAUAUCUGAACCGCACGCGAUGCUGCGAUCAGCCUAUUUGCUCGGAGUGCUUUGUGCAGAUCAAGCGUCCAGAUCCGCACCCUCCAGAGCACGGCGAGCCUGAUCCGAACACUCCUGCUCCCGCUGAGGGAGAACAGGCGGAGGAGUCGCAGCUGGUUUCGGGGCCCUCUUCGUGUCCCUUCUGUGUCCAGCCGGAGUUCGGAGUCACCUACGCACCGCCCUCUUUCCGUCGCGGCCUGACUUAUGGAGCGGAUCCCAGCGCUCGUUCGCCCAACUUCACUUCUCCUGUAUCUUCUACAUCAUCUCUGUCAUCUGCAACUGCAGCCAUUCCAGGUCGCCGCCGGGCCACCUCACUAUCCGCCAGUGACCCUGGUGUGGUCACAACAGACAGGAUUCGCCCCGACUGGGCCACGAAACUCGCAAACGCCAGAGCCCAUGCGGCACGACGAUCGGCCGCAGCGACUGCUCUCCACACAGCUGCUUACUUGAUUAAUCCCAGUGCAUCUGGGAGUGACUCACGUGGCUUUGGCAUUGGACGCCGGGGACUUCGAAGGGCUACUAAUGGAGAAGGGUAUACCGGCCGGUCCGGAUCGCCCGCUCUCAAUGCCCUCGCUUUCUUGACAGAGCGAACAGAGCGAACGACGCCUCGUGCAACUGCACAAGACACUGAUUCUGCUUCGGCCGAAGAAGGGUCUGGUAACCUGGCGGCCCCGCGGUCCAGUUCAAGACGUAAUCGAAUUGAUGAUCUUGAAGAAAUGAUGAUGAUGGAAGCUAUUCGAUUGAGUUUGGCUAGCGAGGAUGAGCGCCUCAAACGGGAGGAGAAAGAGGCAAGAAAGGAGGCUAAGAAGAGGGAGAAGGAGAAGGAGAAAGAAGCUAAGAAAGCGGAUAAGGUGGCUCGCAAGACCGGCUUGUACAGCAAUAAUGCUAGCACCUCCGCAUUGGACGUUCCUGGCGAGCCUGCCUUAGGCAAGGUGACCAGUAGUUCAUCCUCUGUCAUAGGCGAGGAUGUCAUUGGUGAAGAAAUAGCUGCUGCGAACAAGGGCAAGGGAGUCGAUCGUGCAUCGCCGAGUACACAAGAACCAACACCUUUGCCCUCUAAUAGCCUUGCUCCGCCUGAUCAAACUCCAUCUGAGCCAUCGCGACCCUCCCACCUGCGACAUGUCUCCAGUGCGUCCUCGUCCUUUUCCUCCCUCAUUGAAAACACGCCGGAAGAGCGUACCGGCAGCCAUCCCGCAGCUGAUAGCAACACGUCCCUCGAGCCAAUGUUGAACUUCCGCAGUCUGGCUGCUGUCAUUGGAGAUGAAGAGAAAAUGGAUGAAUCUGCGGAGCACGUGGAGGAUACCCUGAACAAGCCGCAGGCAGAGGGUUCCUCUUCGAGUGCAGCUCCCUCGGUCCAUCAGCCCCCAACAGACGCAAGCCCUGAAACGGCACCGGUUGUUGAGUCGCACACAGAGGCUGAGGAUGACCAUGCCGGUAUGCUACCCAAGGAACUUGAGACUCGCUCUGUUGAGAUCACAAGUCCUUCGACACGUCCGGAGGCAACCUCAUGA